Bombyx mandarina (wild silkworm) is the source of this 714-nucleotide messenger RNA. RefSeq lists its product as uncharacterized. Gene Ontology annotation, molecular function: protein binding. Lineage: Eukaryota; Metazoa; Arthropoda; Insecta; Lepidoptera; Bombycidae. The record is from RefSeq and is a predicted model, not a curated record.
GUACACUGAGAGAGAGAACUUACGAACAAUUAACAAGUUCUGUGAAUUAUUAAUCAUUUAGUAUCGGCUCAGCAUCGGCUCAGUGUUGGCUGUCGGCGGAUAGACUUCAAUUGCAACAAGAUUGCGCGUCGAUUCCAAACACAAUUCACAGAUGUCUCUUCAACACUAUCUGAUACAACAGUUCACGAGCUGGAAGCCACCAGCGCCAGAAGUACUGAACAGAAGCAAGGGCGAUAUUACACUGUGCUGGGACAAGCUCGAACCAUUCCAAUUUCUGACUAAAUAUUUCCUCUACAGAGUGGAAAAGAAUAACAAGAUCCCGAAAUGGACUGUUGUGUACAGCGGCGGUAAAUCAACCAAAAUUAUAGAGAACUUGGCUCCAAGACAUUAUCAUAAGUUUAGAAUAAAAGUUAUAAUUAAAACAGAAACAGUACCAAGUUUGGCUGAGAAAGCACUCGAACAUUUUGUCAACGAACAGGCCAUUUAUGAGCAUUGCCAUAAACACAUUGAAAAUGGAGUCAACACUUACCAAGAGGGUUUUGAUAUGAGAAAUAAUAUUGAUUCCACUAAUGAGGAAGAUAUGAAGAACGGUAAAGUCGAAAUUGCUAAAGCAGGCUCUUCAAAUGCAAACGGUGAUAGAGUGAGAGAAGAAGAAAGGUGAGAAAGCUGAAUUUUAUGGAAAUAAAGCACUGUAUGAAUGAAUGGUACCGUAAG